Messenger RNA from Drosophila novamexicana, 1018 nucleotides. RefSeq names its product ATP synthase lipid-binding protein, mitochondrial (gene ATPsynC). The transcript is spliced from 4 exons. The record is from RefSeq and is a predicted model, not a curated record. Gene Ontology annotation, biological process: proton motive force-driven ATP synthesis; proton transmembrane transport. Lineage: Eukaryota; Metazoa; Arthropoda; Insecta; Diptera; Drosophilidae. Gene Ontology annotation, molecular function: proton transmembrane transporter activity. The coding region runs from base 135 to 551 and encodes 138 amino acids.
AGAAUUGCAUGGCGACUGUAGGGUAAAGUGAAAUUUCGCGUUCAAUACGGGUCCACUGUUGUUAAGGGUUUGUUCGAAAGCUCCGUGCGCUUGCUUCAAUUUUGUGCGAAACGCCAAUUACAAUUCAACUAAAAAUGUUCGUGUCGACAGUCUCUCGCAUUGCCCCUGUUGCCAGGACCGUGCUCCUCGCCAACUCCAAGCAAUACUUGCGACCAUUGAGCAGCGCCGUUAUCAGCCAGAGCCAAACUUUGGCCGCUCAGAACACAACCCCCGUAGCAUUACUGCCACAGAUCAGGUCAUUCCAGACCUCGCCAGUCACGCGUGACAUUGAUUCGGCUGCCAAAUUCAUUGGUGCUGGUGCUGCAACAGUCGGUGUCGCUGGUUCCGGUGCUGGUAUCGGAACAGUAUUCGGUUCCCUCAUCAUUGGUUAUGCCAGAAACCCAUCGUUGAAACAGCAGCUGUUCUCCUAUGCCAUUUUGGGUUUCGCCCUGUCUGAGGCUAUGGGUCUGUUCUGUCUUAUGAUGGCCUUCCUGCUGCUGUUCGCCUUCUAAGCGCCGCUCUACUCGUCCUUAGUUUUUCGUGCAAUUGUUUGCAGUGUGUGUGUGCGUGGGCGAUAUUGGGAUUGGAUAUUCCUAUCUCGAUGGCAAACCGCAUUCUAACGGCAAUCAGCGGCAGCGAGAAAGCAACGUAUAGAAGAAACACAUAACAACCAACAACCAACGUUCGUUUUUCGAUUAUUAUUGAUAAAUGAUUGAUAGCCAACAACAUCUUGUACUAUCUAAUUAUAAAAUAACAACAACAACCACAUAAUAUAUGUAAUUUUGUUUUUAAAAAACAUUCGAAACUGUAGUAGUCGCCUAAAAAAAGCCUAGCAAAACAUCAUCGCGCAGAAAGAACACACUUUUAUUUAAGUUGAAACCAAAAAGAAAAAAAAAAGAAACAAUACACUGCUAAUAAAAAAGAAAACAUUGGAAAAAAGGUCAGUUAUAGAGAUAAACGGAACGAAGACGAUUUAAAC